Leptosia nina is the source of this 618-nucleotide messenger RNA. NCBI's taxonomy places the organism in Eukaryota, Metazoa, Arthropoda, Insecta, Lepidoptera, Pieridae. The record is from the annotation of a GenBank genome assembly.
AUGAAUACAUUUGUUCCAGUGUUGGACUGCGUGGUGUCCAGCUGGGGGGACUGGUCGGAGUGUGACACAGCAUGUGGUUCCGGCAGCAUGGUGAGGAGUAGGACUGUACUCCAGGCAGCCACGCACGGUGGUCGACAUUGUCCCUCGCUUGUCCAGAGACGGGCUUGUCAAGCGCACCAUGGCUGUACCGAAGAUAGUGAUGUGCCCUUACGAGAAGAGACAGCUAUGAUCCUGCCAGGAGUCCUUUCCGUCAGCCGGCAUUCUAAUGACACUGUUGACAUUAGGAAGAAUCUGAGGCUGCGUAACCCGGAUGAUCCGGAAUCAAAUUCCCAUCGGGAGUACUGCGUCCAGUUCGAAGUUCUGAAAGUUUCCAAAGCGUGCCACACUGAUUCCGAUUACAAAGCUCUUCGUGAAGGCAACACAAUAUGCGUUAUGUGCGAAGCUGCGGCUCUUAAAAGAGAUCUAAAAUGGCGCUGUAGCGGCCAUGGGGUGUCCGGUCAUUCCACCCGCUUCUACGCCCUGGUGGCACCGCAUUGUCACGGGAAGUGGAUCCGGGCUAAGGACACCCUGGACAAACGGAGCGAUUGCUGUACCAACCCGGAUUUCAUUUUUGUAUAA